UUCUUCUACUGCAUAUCUAUAGAUAUCCCAUAUUUAUCAUCAAGGCAGGAGAAACUCCACUUGCAUUUAUCCUUCAUACGAUUUCAUACUUCAUAAAACCUAUCUACAGUCACUAUCUACAUCCAAUAAAUGUCAUCUACAACCAAAAUGGACAUGAGAAUGGACGUCAACUUCCUCAUCCAAGACCCCAACGACACUGGCAGCCCUAUUCCAACCAGUAUCGACUUCACCAAAGAAGACUUCAAUGCCGCUGUCCAGCUUCAUAAUUACUGGAACGAUGCGUGGGCGCAGGAUCUCGCGAUCCGCGAGACAAACCCGGAUACAAACACAGAUGAUACCAUGAGCGAAGUCGUCGAGUCUCAUUCAGAAGUCACGGCCAUGGAUGAUGACAUACCUAGUUUGAGUUACUCUGUUGGGUCUCAUGUCGAAAGUCCUUCUCCAGCUGAGAAGGUCGAUGGGGAGAAGUCGACCCCGAAAAAGACGCAGGCUCAGAAAAAGGCCACUGCUAAACCCAAAUCGAAGGGAAAUGCCUCGCAGAAAUCGAAAGCUUCGAACAAAUCCACCAAGGCGGAGAGCAAGUCGAAGACGGAGAAAGCCUCUAGUGCAGCAAGCAAGGGCAAAGCAGCAACGAACUCCAAAGCGUCGAACGCCAAUAAGAAGCAGGCGAAACCUAAGUCUGUCACAAAGCCGAAGAGUGACAAGAGCAAAGUGACGAAGAAGGGGAAAGAUGAAAAGAUUGCAAUUUCUCCCAGAAUCAAACUUAUUCUCAAGCCGGAAUCGGAGUCAGAGCGCUCUACCUAA
Paecilomyces variotii is the source of this 801-nucleotide messenger RNA. RefSeq lists its product as hypothetical. The coding region runs from base 130 to 801 and encodes 223 amino acids. Lineage: Eukaryota; Fungi; Ascomycota; Eurotiomycetes; Eurotiales; Thermoascaceae. The transcript has 2 exons. The record is from RefSeq and is a predicted model, not a curated record.